AUGCAGGCGUACGAGGGCAGCGCGGCCGGACGCCGGGCCUUCGACAGCAUCUGUCCCAACCGGAUGCUGGACCUGCCGCAGCGGCUCCUCGUCAAGCCCGGGAAGCCGGAGAGGAAGCUCGUUCCUCCAUGGAAGUCCUUCUCGGGAUGCGGCGGCUGCAGCCAAGUGUCGGUGUACGAGGACCCCCCUGAAGCCGAGCCCGCUGCGCUGCCAGCCCUCACCACCAUAGACCUGCAGGACCUCGCCGACUGCACCUCGCUGCUCGGCCCCGAAGCGCCUCCUGCUGGUGAUUCUUCCGCUGCGCAGGACCCCUCCUUGCACACGGAAGAUUUCAGCUUGCAGAAUUUCAGAGACGUGGUGGAUGACCUCAUCGCAGAUUCGUCCUCUCUGAUGUCACCUCCCCUGACAGAAGGUGACUUUCCCUUCUCCCCUUGCGGUGUGUCGUCUUUUCGGUCCUGCCUCUCCCCAUCGAUGGACCCGCCUGCCUUGGGGUCUCCGCCGCUGCCGCCACCGCCACCGCCUUGCUCUUCAGACUUGCCUCCACCACCGACCGAGGAGUACUGGAAGGAGGUGGCCGACCAGAACCAGAGGGCCCUGGGGACGGCUCUCAUAGAGAAUAAUCAACUGCACGUGACACUGACGCAGAAGCAGGAGGAGAUCGCCUCGCUCCGGGAGAGGAACGUGCAGCUGAAAGAGCUAGCCAGCCGGACCCGGCACCUGGCCUCGGUGCUGGACAAGCUUAUGAUCACGCAGUCCCCGGCCGAGCCCUUCCAGGUCAAGGCGACGACGAAGAGGAGCCUGGAGGAGCUGCUCUGUGCAGCGGGACAAGUAGGGCAGGGUGGCGCGGAGGUGGACGCCAUCCUUAGGGACAUCUCCCAGCGCUGCGACGAGGCCCUGCAGACCCGCGACCCCAAGCGGCCCCGGCUGCAGCAGGAGCCCGGCAGGAGCAAGGACUGCAGCUCCGGCAGUCUCCACGGCGCCUUCCGAGGCCUGCGCACCGGCUGCAGCGCCGGCUCGGUGAACCUGAGCCGCAGCGAGCUGGAGGAAGGCGGCUCCUUCAGCACGCCCAUCCGCAGCCACAGCACCAUCCGCACUCUGGCCUUCCCCCAGGGCAAAGCCUUCACCAUCCGGACCGCCACGGGUGGUUACAAAUUCCGCUGGGUCCCCAGCUGAGCGGGGACCUGGUCCCCCCUCCCCACCCCCAAACACUGCCCUGUGUCCAGACUGAAGCUUCUGCCAGCGAAUGCGAUUAGGUAGAGCUGUUUCCCACAUCUGGUUUCCAGAAUUCAGCCACGGACACGUCACAGUCAAACUUAGAAGUAUUUCUUUUCUAGCGCUUCGAUUGUUUUAUUUGAGACAGGUGUCACAUAGCCCAGGCUGGUCUCUGACUUGCUAUUAUGGUUGCUUUGAAUGCCCGGCCCUUCCGAUUCCACCUCCUGAGUGCUGGGAUUACAGAUGUUCACCUCCAGACUUUGCUAUUUUUUGUUUGUUUGUUUGUUUGAUUUUUAGACUUAUUUAUUAUUUGUACAGUACUCUCCAUGCAUGGAUGCCUGCAUGUAUGCACCAAUCUCAAUAGAGAUGGUUGUGAGCCACCAUGUGGUUGCUGGGAAUUGAACUCAGGACCUCUGGAAGAGCAGACAGUGCUCUUAACUACUGAGCCAUCUCUCCAGGCCUUAAGAUUAUAGAGUACUCUAGAUUUGUUAGAAAACAGAAUAGUGCCAAGAGAUUGAUGUGAUUGUCCACUAGGGAGGCUCUCUUGGAAUUAUCCAAUCGCCAGUCUUUUAAGGAUUCUAGGUUCAGAAGCUGGGUAUUCUGUUUGAGUAUUUCAACACAUCGCUCAUUUCCCCCAGUCCUCAGAGUACACCUAACUAUGUUACUACUGAAAAUUUUUAUUUCAAUUAAAAAAAAGAAAAAAGACACCUAACUCCCAAAACAAACAGGCAGUGGCACACGUCUUUAAUCCCAGUACUGGGGAGGCAGAGGCAGGCGGAUCCCUGUGAGUUCAAGGCCAGCCUGGUCUACAAAGUGAGUUCUGGGACAGCCAAGGCUACAGAAAGAAACCCUGUCUGGAAAAACAAACAAACAAAAG
Messenger RNA from Meriones unguiculatus (Mongolian gerbil), 2089 nucleotides. RefSeq names its product multiciliate differentiation and DNA synthesis associated cell cycle protein (gene Mcidas). Bases 1 to 1173 code for a protein of 390 amino acids. The record is from RefSeq and is a predicted model, not a curated record. Gene Ontology annotation, biological process: negative regulation of cell cycle; negative regulation of DNA replication. NCBI's taxonomy places the organism in Eukaryota, Metazoa, Chordata, Mammalia, Rodentia, Muridae. Gene Ontology annotation, cellular component: nucleus. The transcript is spliced from 7 exons.